AGCCAUACUCACACCGAGUAAAAGGGAUUGCGCGACAACUCUCCCGUUCCUUGCGAAAGAAGAGUAGGACGGAUGGGCGAGGGCGACCUGAUGUCCGUGUUCUCCAGGCAGUUCGUGGGGGCGGCGCCGAGGCCGUGGACGCGGGAGGAGGACAAACUCUUCGAGCGGGCCCUGGUGGUGUUCCCGGAGGGCACCCCGGACCGGUGGUCCGCCAUCGCGGCGCAGCUGGCGGGGCGGAGUUCCGCCGACGCGUGGGAGCGCUACCAGGUCCUGGUGGAGGACUGCGACAUGAUCGAACGAGGGAUGGUCGAGGUGCCGGACUGUUGGGGCGAGGCGGACGGCGGUGGGAGCGACGACGAGUCCGACGGCGUCGCGCGGCACCACCAGCAACCGACCUCCAGAGGCAGGGGAGAGGAGCGGAAGCGCGGCGUCCCCUGGACCGAGGAGGAGCACCGGUUGUUCUUGGAAGGAUUGGCCAAGUACGGAAAGGGGGAUUGGAGGAACAUCUCGCGGUGGGCGGUGAAGACGAGAACACCGACGCAGGUCGCCAGCCACGCCCAGAAGUUCUUCAUCCGUCGGAAUCAGAAUAACGCCGGGAAGAACAGAGACACAAAGAGAAAGAGCAUCCAUGACAUCAUAUAAAAAUUAUGAUUGUACUUAUUUUAUGAAAAUAAAUAUAUGAUGGAUUCAAGUCACCUAAUUGUUAAAUGGUGAUUAGAAACCUAAAAUAUGUACAUAUAUAUCUUAAUCUCCCAUUUAGAUAUUGUCAGCUUUUUCCGAUGCAGAAUACAUGGCACAUCCAAAAUUUCAGACA
Molecule: messenger RNA, 814 nt
Organism: Musa acuminata AAA Group (dessert banana)
Lineage: Eukaryota; Viridiplantae; Streptophyta; Magnoliopsida; Zingiberales; Musaceae
Product: transcription factor DIVARICATA-like
Exons: 2
Coding region: 73-642 (189 amino acids)
Molecular function (GO): DNA binding
Source: RefSeq, a predicted model, not a curated record